Adineta steineri is the source of this 3018-nucleotide messenger RNA. NCBI's taxonomy places the organism in Eukaryota, Metazoa, Rotifera, Eurotatoria, Adinetida, Adinetidae. The record is from the annotation of a GenBank genome assembly.
AUGAAUAAUGGAAAGUCACCAGGAAAUUAUGGACGUGGUAGUCCAGCAAAAGAUAUCUUUCAAAAUAUGUCAAAUUCAUUUUCAUGUCCUUUGCCACCAUCCAUUAAUAAUAAUGAUAAUUUAAAUGUAGCUAGUGGACGUGCUGCUCAAGUUCUACGUCAAAUAAAACAAUCAUCAUCAUCGAGUGCAACGAGAGAACUUAAUGAAAAUCAAAUAUUAAUUCGAUGUGCAGUAACACCAUGGUAUAAAUAUAUCAUUGAAUUUCAACCGAUAAUAUCAAGUCGAACAAGUCGUUUUACUAUGAUUAAUCAUUUAUCAAAAUUUGUUGGUACAUCAUAUAAAUUAUAUGAUGGUCAAUUUCUUUAUGUACCUUAUCAAUUAUCAAAAGAAUUUUUUCUUUUUAAUAAUACAACAUUAAAUACUCCAAAUGAAGUACGUAUUCGAUUUAUUGAUACAAUUAAUAUUGAACAAAUUCCAAUUGAUUUAAUUAAUAUUUUAUUUCGAUUAGCAAUUGAUCAUGGUCGAGAAUCUAUUAUAAAUUCAAUAAAUCGAAAUAUUUAUCGUCAAAAAGUACGUUAUUGGAAUGGUAGAAUUGUAGAUAUUGAACGUAAAGAAGAUGGUUUAUUACUAACAAUUGAUUUUAUACAAAAAUCAACAACAACAACAUGUUAUGAAGAAUUAGAACGUUUUUAUAUGUCAACAUCAGGUGAUGAUUAUCAAGAAUCAGCGAGAAAAGAAUUAGUUAAUAAACUUGUUCUUACAAGAUAUGAUAAUCGAACACAACGUAUUGAUAAUAUUGAUUUUAAUUUAACACCAGCUACAUUUCUAUUAAAUGAUGAUUCACAAACAACAUUAGUUGAUUAUUAUUUGAAUAAAUUUGAUAUCGUAAUUAAAGAUCCUCAUCAACCAUUAAUUGUCUAUUGUCCUCGACGACCUGGUGAACAUACAAAUAUCGAAGCAAAUUAUCUUGUACCAGAAUUAUGUUAUUUAACUGGUUUAUCCGAUCGAGCCCAUCGAGAUGCUCGAGCACGAAAAAUAAAUAAUUUCAUUCCAUUAGAUUCAGCUGGACGUCAAGCUGAACUCUCUUAUUUUGACGAUAUGUGUCGACGAAAUGCAGCAUCAGUUAAAUAUUUUGCUUCAUGGGGUAUAGAUAUUGUAGCAAAUAUUGUACCAAUACAAUCAUCCAUAAAUGAAUCACAUCGAAAAAUUUCGGUCAACGAUUCCUUAUCCGAUGAUGAUGAUAUUGAACAAAAAGAUAUGCAAGAUAAUGAUCAUUCCUAUGGACAUUUUGUUAAUCCGAUUGAAUUGACUUCGUGGCUUUUAAUCUAUCCUAAAGUUGAUGAAGAUCGAGCAUUUAUUUAUGUCAAUAUGCUUCGACAAGUAGGACAACAGCAAGGAAUGCUUAUUAAUGAACCUAUUCAUAUACAAAUGGAUGAUGAUGAAACUGAAACUUAUGGAAAUGUUCUUCGAAAUAAUCUUAAUGAACAAAUACAACUUGUAUCAAUUAUUGUUAGAUCACGUCGAAUUGAUCGUUAUAAUACAAUAAAACGUAUUUGUUGUAUUGAAAUUCCAACUCCAUCUGAAAUUGUUCUAAGAAGUACAAUUGCUGAUGAUGAUAUUCUACCAGGUGUGGCAUUUAAUAUUGCUCGAAAUAUUAAUUUUAAACUUGGUGGACAAAUUCGAUCAAUUAAUAUGACUUUAUUAAAUACAAUGAUAAUUGGAAUAGGUACUUGGACAUCAUUAAGUGUAAAUUAUAAAUCACCAGAUCAUCUUGAUUAUGUUUUAUCUAUUGUUGGUUCAAUAAAUUAUAAUAUGACAGAAUAUUUUAGUCAUGCAAAAUCAUAUAAAAAUGAACAUGAUCUUCGAUCUGAUAUUGGAAUUUUUGUUCGACUAGCAAUCAAUGCUUAUUAUGAAGAAAAUAAAAUUUAUCCAACAACAAUUAUUAUUGGACGAAAUGUUUUUUCAUCAGUUGAUGAUUUAACUUCUAUUAAAGAAAAUGAAAUACAAUUAAUUCUCGAUACAAUUACAGAUGAACAUAUUAUGGGAGAUUAUAAACCACGAUUAAUUAUAUUUACAUUUAUGAAACAAAUGAUUUAUGAUUUCUAUAAUUAUGUUCAGCCGAAAAAAAUUGCAAAUGUCGAUUGUUUAGUUGCAAAAGAUUCACCAAGUUAUUGUUUUUAUUUAUCAUCACAUCGUGAUCGUAGUUCAACAUUACAAGCCCGUCAAUUUCUUGUUCUAUUUGAUAAUACAGAUUUAUCUGCCCAAAAAAUUCAACGACUGAUACUUUAUUUAACAUUAUACAUUCCACAACGAAAUCAAUUUUUUUUCCCAUCCAUUUGUCGAUUUGCUCAACGUCUUUCGUCAUUAGUUGGUGAAACUCUUGGUGCUCCACCUAAUUUCAGAUAUGUUAUUUUUCUUUUUCUUGGUGGUUUUGGAUCGUUAUUACGUUCAUUUGGAAAACAAAUUCUUAUAUCAAAAAAUAAAGAAGCUUGCCGGGAUUUAACUGGGCGACGAAUGAGAGAUGUAAACAAUGAAAAAAAACUUCAAGAAUGGAUGCAAAAACAAUUAGAAAAAUCUGCUUCAUCAUCAACUGAUCAAAAAAAUAAAGCAUCUCAAGGACAGGAAGAGAAAACUGAUUAUCGCAAUGUUCCACCUCCACAUAAAUUUUCUGAUACAGCUUAUGAUGAACAAAAGAAACAAAUUGCUGACAAUAUUGAUGAAGCUGUUCAAAUCGCUGCAGAAAAACUGACAAAAAAGAAAAAAUCAACUACAGCAGUCAGUACUCGUGAUGACGACAAUGAUGAUGAUGAAAAAGAAAUAAUAUCGAAAAAACGUCAUCAUUCAGAUGAUACACUUGAAGAUGGAGAACUUAAAAAUAAGAAAACAAAAAAAGAAUCGGGUGCUACUGGCGCUUUUUUCUUAGGUAUUGAUGUUGGUGAUGUAUCAAGUGAUGAUGAUGAUGAAGAAGAAAUUCAAGCCAAAAAUGCCAAGAAAAAGAAAUCAAUUAAAAAAGCAUAA